CGAAGGGCGACGGGUUCCGGGAAGGGCUGCGCGGCUACGUAGGGGUCGCAGGUGAUUUCAAGGCUGCUGGUGCGGCUUGGGGUAGCUAUGGAGAGCGGGUCGCGACCGUCGCUCGGCCAGGUCAUCCUGCUGGGCACCAGUUCGAUGGUCACCGCCGUACUGUACUCCAUAUACCGGCAGAAGGCCCAGGUCGCGCAGGAACUCAAGGGAGCUAAGAAGAUUCAUUUGGGUGAAGAUUUAAAGGGCAUUCUUUCAGAAGCACCGGGAAAGUGUGUGCCUUAUGCUGUCAUUGAAGGAGCUGUGCGGUCUGUUAAAGAAACACUCAACAGCCAGUUCGUGGAAAACUGCAAGGGGGUGAUCCAGCGGCUGUCGCUUCAGGAGCAUAAGAUGGUGUGGAACCGAACUACCCACCUUUGGAAUGACUAUUCCAAGAUCAUUCACCAGAGGACUAACACUGUGCCCUUUGACCUCGUGCCCCACGAGGACGGCGUGGCUGUGUCCGUGCGAGUGCUGAAGCCCCUGGAUUCAGUGGAUCUGGGCCUAGAGACCGUGUACGAGAAAUUCCACCCCUCUGUGCAGUCCUUCACCGAUGCCAUCGGCCACUACAUCAGUGGCGAGAGGCCCAAAGGCAUCCAGGAGACAGAGGAGAUGCUGAAGGUGGGAGCCACCCUCACGGGGAUCGGUGAACUGGUCCUGGAUAACAACUCUGUCCGCCUGCAGCCCCCCAAGCAAGGCAUGCAGUACUAUCUGAGCAGCCAGGACUUCGACAGCCUGCUGCACAGGCAGGAGUCUAGUGUCCGGCUCUGGAAAGUUCUGGUCCUGGUGUUCGGCUUUGCUACCUGUGCCACCCUCUUCUUCAUCCUGAGGAAGCAGUACCUUCAGCGGCAGGAGCGCCUGCGCCAGCAGCAGCUCCAGGAAGAGUUCCUUGAACACGAGGCCCAGCUGCUGAGCCAAGCCUCACCUGAGGACAGGGAGAGUCUGAAGAGCGCCUGCGUUGUGUGUCUGAGCAACUUCAAGUCCUGUGUCUUCCUUGAGUGUGGGCAUGUGUGUUCCUGCCGCCAGUGUUACCUUGCCUUGCCAGAGCCCAAGAGGUGCCCGAUCUGUCGGCGGGAGAUCACCAGGGUGAUACCCUUGUAUAACAGCUAGGGGUCUUGUGGUCACACUGCAAGUGACCUUUGUCAGGGUCUGUCUGAGGCCUUUGGUGGGGUGGCUGUACCUUCUCGUAUGAUGGAGGGGCACCGGUGAGCCUCACAGCUCCAACAGCUGGAUGUGGCUUUUGAACCUGGACCUGGUGGGGUCCUUGGUGAGGGCCCCUUCUCGGGAGCUAGAUCCAUGUGUAUGACUGAAUAAGACCAGCUCAUUGUCCAGGCUCCAAGGCCAGUCCUCUCCGACUCUUGCUCCCUGGGGGUAGGGGUGGGUGUGGGAGGGGUGAGACGGCUUGGGAAGAAGGCUGAGCUUUGAGGGCCUUACAGUAUGGCCUCUUGGGAGAUGCCCAGAUGCCUCCUUUUGCUUCUGCUCAGGUGGGCAGUCUGUCUCUCUCUCUCUCUCUCUCUCUCUCUCUCUCUCUCUCUCUCUCUCUCUCCCUCUAUUUCCCUUGCUUUCUGAGUAAUGUUUGCACAUGUGUGAAGACGACAAGAAGUGAGGUUAGCCAUUUGCAUGAGUGGGGCACAGGUCAGCAGGAGGACAGGAGACUUUUCUAGGUGUUUCUAGGUUCGCAGGCAGCCUGGGUGUUUUCUUUUGACCCAGGGAGGGCACCAGAGCUGAGGAUGGGGGCUCCUUCUUCUGCCUGGCUUCCCAGGGUGCUCUGGCUUUCCACAGAGAGUGAAGGUGGCUGCCGUCCUGGCCUCUAGCCUUUGUAACUUCUUUGCUUGCUUUUGCCAAAGAAAGGGACCCACCUCACUGUCCCCAGCACCCCCUCUCCCUCACCCACCCCUGACUUGUGGGUACAAGAGUCUGUCAGGUCAUCCAAACAGCUCUUUUCUUCCUUGGCCUCCUGUGUGAGGGGAAGGGCUUCUUCCUGGCGCUGCCUGACACAAGUGUGUGCCGUGUCCGAGUGAGCCGCACAGAUUAGACAGCCUGCAGCACGUGUGUGCAUGGUGCUUGCUUCACUAAAGUGACGUGGCUGAGGCUUCCCUGGGUAGGAGUUAAAGCUACCCACCACAGGGUGAAGAUGGAUCUCAGAGACCUCUGCUUUCCUCUUGAGCUCCUCAAAAUGGGGUCCAGUUCAUGGUUGUCGAAGCCCCAUGCUCACCAGGCCCACAGUGGGACUGUAGUGUGCCCUGAGGACUUCCCUAGAUAGCUGGCCUCAGGUGCCACCUGGCCUUGCUUAUGUAGUUGUCUGACAAAAUGUGUCUUGUUUGGAACACUGGAGAAGCUGAGGUGGCGUAGGUCAAGAGGAUAUUAAUAUUCAGCGCUGUGUGCCCGGUAUUGUCCCAGUUGCUAUCAUAAGCUGGGCCUGGUGGCAAGCCAGUCUUGUGAGUUUGAGGCUAGCCCAGGCUACAUAGUGAAACCCUAUCUCAGAACAGCUGGGGCUGGAGUGGUGGCUCAGUGGUAAGGACCAACCCUGAGCCUGGGCUCCCAGCCGUCGAGCUCUAGUUCCUGGGCUUGCCACGCCCUCUCUGAGGGUACCAGACUGCAUGCUGUGCAGACAUGUGCAGGUAAAACAUGCAUGCACACAAAACUAAAAGCCUGGAAAAGAAAAACCCUGCAUUUGCAAAGGGAGUCACUCAGCACCGUCAGAAGCCCUUCCCCUUCCCCGGCCUUUCUGUAAGGGCAGGGCCCCGUGGGGCUUGGGGAGUGAUUUGGGAGCCCACCUCUGCCAGGAUCAGGAACAAUCUCAUCAAAGGGGUUAGGAGAAAGGGCCUAUUUGUCCCACCCAGUGCACUCUGCAGGUGCCUCCCACCAUGGGAUACAGGAGCAGAAGAGUCUCCUGGUCAUCAGAAGUGGCUGUGUCUCUGUGAUAGGGUAGGUUCCUGCUUGAGCCUAGCAGCUCCUUCCUUCCUUCUGCUUUACAAGUCUCACUUCCAGGAGGCCUCGGAGGCCUCGUGGAGGCCCCAACAACCUAAACCAAUAUGUGGGAUCUGGAUUGGGUUGGAGGUGCUUAGGGGAUCAGAGCUAGGAAGGGAGCUGUCAGUGGGGCUGGGUGUCAUGAGUACCUGUCAUUCUCAGCCCCUUUAGUCCCCAGCUGACAGGGCUGGGUGGGAGUCGUUCUGAACAACUGCUGUCGGCUUGGAAUACCUGUGCAGGCACCAUACACGCUAAGGCUUCAAUACCUGUGCAGGCACCAUGUACACUAAGACUUCAGUCCCCCCCCCCCAUUGGUAUUGGUUCCCCUAGUUUAUUUCCGGUACUUGAACUCAGCCUAACUAUAAAGCCUUUGCUGGGAGCACUUGAGACCUGGGAACCCAGUAAGAGAAGUUGACUACACGCAGUCCUGCCUUGUGUCCAUGGUCCUGGGUUCCAGGGCCUUCAUGGAGACUGAUCUAUAGAUGUCUCAGCACUUACGAACAAUAAUGUAGAGUCUGCGGAGUUCCUCACCUGUCUUCCUGUACACACAAAGUCAUCUCUAGAUUAUUCUAAUGCAGGGUAGGUCCCAGGUGCCUGGGUGCGAGGGUGGCUGCUGCUUGGGGAGUAGGAAAAUAAAUGUGUACCUGCUCA
Mus caroli (Ryukyu mouse) is the source of this 3657-nucleotide messenger RNA. RefSeq names its product mitochondrial E3 ubiquitin protein ligase 1 (gene Mul1). Gene Ontology annotation, molecular function: ubiquitin-protein transferase activity. Lineage: Eukaryota; Metazoa; Chordata; Mammalia; Rodentia; Muridae. Gene Ontology annotation, cellular component: mitochondrion. The record is from RefSeq and is a predicted model, not a curated record. Gene Ontology annotation, biological process: protein ubiquitination; organelle organization.